Messenger RNA from Vicugna pacos (alpaca), 1368 nucleotides. The record is from RefSeq and is a predicted model, not a curated record. NCBI's taxonomy places the organism in Eukaryota, Metazoa, Chordata, Mammalia, Artiodactyla, Camelidae.
AGAGUUUCUACAGGAUUAGAGGGCGCCCCACCCAUAUCUCCUUGUCCCCUUCCCUCAACCCGGAAGAUGCAUGGGCUGGGACAAAGAGAGUUAAAAGCUGUGUCAGCUGCUGGUCUGGGACAGACAGACAGAAGGAGGGGGCAGGUGAGGCAGCAUGACAGGUGGCUGAGAGGCCAGGUGGACAGUGGGAGAGUUGACUGGCAGGAUGGCCGGCAGAUGAAAGGACAGAAGGGUAGGUGGCCAGACAGAGUGCAGAGAGACCAACAGGCUGAAAUUGCAACAGCCACACGGACAACCCAGCAAGCACAGAGACAAGGUUGCUGCUGGUGGAAAGGAUGGGGAAAGGGAGGGUCCGGUUGACCAGGAAAGGGUCAUCUCUGAGAUGUCCUAACUUCCCCCCCAGAACCUGGAGGUGGCCCACCAUGGAGUCCAGCAUCUUUUUGCUCCUGUGUCUUAUUGGGCUCAGCCACCAGGCCACGGAGAAGAUUUAUAAUGGUGAGGAGUGUGUCCCUCAUUCGCAGCCUUGGCAGGUGGGGCUGUUUGAGGGCAUCCACCUGCGCUGUGGGGGGGUCCUCAUUGACCGCAGGUGGGUUCUCACAGCCGCUCACUGCAGUGGCAGGUACUGGGUGCGUCUCGGGGAACACAGCCUCAGCAAGCUGGACUGGACGGAACAGAUCCGGCGCACUGGCUUCUCCGUGACACACCCCGGCUACCAGGGAGCCCUGCACAGCCAUGACCAUGACCUCCGGCUUCUGCGACUGGGUACCCCUGUUCUUUUGACCCGCAGCGUCCAGCCCCUACCCCUGCCCACCACCUGUGCCCCGGCUGGCACUGGGUGCCACAUCUCGGGUUGGGGCACCACCAACCGACCAUCGAAUCCAUUCCCAGACCGGCUCCAAUGCCUCAACCUCUCCAUUGUCUCCAAUGCCACCUGUUGGGCAGUGUUCCCAGGGAGAAUCACAGACAACAUGGUGUGUGCUGGUGGCAUCGCUGGGCAGGAUGCCUGCCAGGGUGACUCUGGGGGCCCCCUGGUAUGCGGAGGAGUCCUUCAGGGUCUGGUGUCCUGGGGAUCCGUGGGGCCUUGUGGGCAAGAAGGCGUCCCAGGAGUCUACACCAAAGUUUGCAAAUAUGUGGACUGGAUCCGGAUGGUCAUGAGGAACAACUGACCUGCUCCCUCCACCUUCAUGCCUCAGCUUGGGGUUCACUCUGACCGUCAGCACCAGCACUUCUUCCAUCAUUAACCCCAGUUCCCACUCUUUGUAGACUGGGGAUCUUCCCGGAACUCCAACUCCAGCCGGCCCUUCUAAGAUCCAUGGUUGGGGGAGGAAGAAGUGUGUGACGAUCUGAAAUAAAUAUAAAUGGAGGAGG